ACAUGUUCGAUAAGACCAGGUCGGGACGCAUGGACGUGUACGGCUUCUCGGCCUUGCUGCGCUUCAUCCAGCAGUGGAAGAGCCUCUUCCAGCAGUACGACAGGGACCAGUCGGGCUCCAUCAGCUGCAGCGAGCUCCAGCAAGCUUUCUCCCAGAUGGGCUAUAACCUGAGCCCCCAGUUCAGCCAGCUGCUGCUGGCCCGCUACGCCCAGCGAUCCUGCAACCCCGGCAUCCAGCUCGACCGCUUCAUCCAGAUCUGCAUGCAGCUCCAGAGCACGACCGACGCCUUCCGCGAGAAGGACACGGGGCUGGUGGGCAACGUGCGGCUCAGCUACGAGGACUUCCUCACCAUGGUCGUGACGCGCAUGAUGUGA
Opisthocomus hoazin is the source of this 374-nucleotide messenger RNA. The record is from RefSeq and is a predicted model, not a curated record. NCBI's taxonomy places the organism in Eukaryota, Metazoa, Chordata, Aves, Opisthocomiformes, Opisthocomidae.